AUGUCUGGAUCUAGUAGAGACAGAGAUACUGGUCGGAAAUGGGAAUCUGGUGCUUUCAAAAGAAAGAGAAAAGCUGAAAUGAUGCAAGUGAACCAAGCUAUGAGUACUAGUAUGAUGAAAUUUCUAAACAAAACCAGUACAUCAACAACUACAGACUUAGAUGAACCUUAUGCCAAAAUGGAUUUAAAUGAAGGAAAUGUAUCCAAUAAAAUUUCAAAAUACAAUGAAGAAUUGACAAAAGAAGUUGAAACUAAGUCUGAUCUUGAAACUUCUCCGCCAAUAAAUACUUUUGAAAAUAAAAACUCUAAUAUAAAUAACAUUUGCGAUUUAGAGAUGCACAAACAAGAAAUUGUUUUAAGUGAACCACUAAUGAGUUUAGACCCAGGGAAAUGGGUGUUUCCGUUAUCAGGUUCACAGCGUCACGAUUUAGUUCAACAUGGUCCUCAACAGAUGCUAGAUAUUUGCGAUGAAAAUUAUCCUUUAGACAAUAAUAAGAGACAUUUUUCUAACUUCCACUAUACAAGAAAAUUAAGUAAUGGCGAAACUCAACAUCGCAGAUGGCUAGUUUAUUCUCAAUCUCAAGAUAAAAUAUAUUGUUUUCCGUGUACAGUUUUUUCUAAUUUACAAACACAAAUGAUUCGUGAAGGAUGUUGUGACUGGAAACAUCUAAGUACAAUUUUGCAAAGACACGAAAAGAGCCAAGAGCACAUGGUGUGCAUGAUUAAAUGGGUAGAAUUUGACAAACGAAUUAAACUUGGGAAAACAAUAGAUCAAGAAAAUGAAAAACGGAUUCGUGAAUCACAAAAGCAUUGGUACAAUUUGUUUGAAAAAUUAAUUAAUGUAAUAAAUUUCUUAGCCUCACAUAAUCUAUCAUUUAGAGGUCAUCGAGAAUCUGUGAAGUUAGAUGAUAGCAAUAACUCUGGAAACUUUAUUGAUUUAUUAAAAUUAUUGUCCAAAUAUGAUCAUUCAUUACAGAACCAUUUUCAACUAAUUAAUGAAAAACAACUGGCACAACAUUAUUUGAGUCAUGAUAUCCAAAAUGAAUUAAUUAAGCUUAUGUCUAAAAAAGUAAUUGAAGAGAUUAUUAGUAAAGUAAAACUAGUGAAAUAUUAUGCUUUCAUGCUCGACUGCACUAGAGACAUAAGUCGCGUUGAACAGAUGUCCAUUAUUUUAAGAUUUUGUAAUACGUCAACCGGUGAUAUAGAAGAACAUUUUAUUGGAUUUAUUGCUGUUGAUUCCACAACAGGGGAACAUUUAACAAACAUUAUUCUACAUGAGCUAAAAAGUAAUGGUUUAGAUAUUCAAGACUGUCGUGGACAAGGUUUUGAUAAUGGCGCGAAUAUGGUAGGAAUAAACAAGGGUGUUAAAACACGAAUAUUAAAUAUUAAUCCAAAAGCAUUCUUUGCACCUUGUGGUUAUCACAGCUGGAAUUUGAUUUUAGUAGAUGCUGCUAAGUCUUCCAUUACAGCUAAAACAUUUUUUGGCUUUAUUCAAAAAAUUUAUUUGCUCUUUUCAAAAUCUAGUAAACGAUGGGAUCUUAUAAAAGAUAAAUUAAAACUAACAUUAAAGUCUUUAUCUGAAACAAGGUGGGAAAGUAGAAUAGCUGCAGUCAAAGCAAUAUUAUUUCAAUUUGACGAUGUCAUUGAUUGUAUAAAUAUACUUAAAAUGCAAAUAGUAGACGCAGAAACUCUAUGUGAUUGUGAAGCCAUUUUAAAAGAAAUGUUAACAUUUGAAUUUAUUGUUGCAAUACAUGUGUGGUAUGAAAUUUUACUUCGUGUAAAUAAUAUAAGUAAAAUCUGGCAAUCAGUUCAAGUUAAUUUAAAAAUGGCUGUUGAUUCUUUAAAUAAUUUUUGCAAUUGGAUUCAAGAAUAUCGUGAUAUAGGAUUCAAUAAAAGUAUUAUAGAAUCUCGCCAGUUCAUAGAAUAA
Molecule: messenger RNA, 1926 nt
Organism: Myzus persicae (green peach aphid)
Lineage: Eukaryota; Metazoa; Arthropoda; Insecta; Hemiptera; Aphididae
Exons: 1
Coding region: 1-1926 (641 amino acids)
Source: RefSeq, a predicted model, not a curated record